UAACAAGGCUACUGAAAUAUUGGAUAAAAGACUUCUACUAGAUGACCCUGAAGCGCUUCGGUCCCAAUUAUCUACUCUUGAAAAACGAAUGGAGGAUCUAGUGAAACUAUUUCAAAAUCAGGAGAGAGUUAUUUCUAACCUGCAGACAAGAAACAGUGAGAGAGAUCGUGAUUAUGAAAGACUAUCAAAAGAAUUUCAAUCCGUAAAGUCGCAACUGAGAAAUCUUAAUAAUGGUGGAGGGGUAUUUGUGCGAUGGGGAAGAAUGACAUGUCCUCAGAACAUUUCUGAACAGGUGUAUUCAGGAUACGCAGGAGGUUCUCGAUAUGAUAAACCGGGUGGUGCAGCAAAUUUUGUGUGCCUUCCUCCAGACCCGAAACUAGUUUCAAUACAGGGCAAUACUAAUGAAAUGUACGGAUCAGAGUUUGGCACCAAUGCUUUUGGACCACAAGUUGGAGAAGACAUACCAUGUGCAGUUUGUAGAAGUUUGGGAGAAAGCAGCGUGCUUAUGAUUCCAGCUCGAGAUACCUGCUAUCCUGGGUGGCGGCACCAAUAUUCGGGGUAUUUAGCUUCAGGGGCAGAAGCACAUUCUUCCGCCACUGAAUUCAUAUGUAUGGAUAAGCACCCUGAAACUAUUCCCGGGGGUCAUAGAAACGAGGGUGGAAAAUAUGUGUAUACUGUUGAGGCCCUCUGUGGGUCUCUUCAUUGUCCACCUUAUGCAGAUGGGGGUGAGCUAACUUGUGUUGUGUGUACUAAAUGA
Messenger RNA from Saccostrea echinata, 757 nucleotides. Its product is annotated as short-chain collagen C4-like. The coding region runs from base 89 to 757 and encodes 222 amino acids. The record is from RefSeq and is a predicted model, not a curated record. NCBI's taxonomy places the organism in Eukaryota, Metazoa, Mollusca, Bivalvia, Ostreida, Ostreidae. The transcript is spliced from 3 exons.